Auanema sp. JU1783 is the source of this 663-nucleotide messenger RNA. Lineage: Eukaryota; Metazoa; Nematoda; Chromadorea; Rhabditida; Rhabditidae. The record is from the annotation of a GenBank genome assembly.
AUGGUUUCCAUCUCUUUCCGCGUUCCUGCAGCACAUGCGAUGACAAUGAUUCCAAUGUCUAAUUACAGUGUUAACCAAGACAGGAACUAUGUUAGUCGUCGUCGUCAUAACGCUAUUGUUGAUUUCUUUUUUGGCCAUUCAUCUUGGCACUCAAUUAUUUUCUAUGUCUUAAUCGCUAUAUUAUCUCUUGGAUAUAAUUUCGCAGUUUUCUAUCUUAAUUUUGGCGAAGCCGAGUAUGUAGACGGACUGUUCAGCGAAGUCACAUUACUCCGACUGAUUUCUUGCCAAUGGCUGUUAUCAUUCUUUCUGGCAACUUUGGCAAUUCUUUAUUUUCAUGAAGUUUGUCUGCCAGUUUAUGUAUUUUUAUCAAUUUUAACCACAAAUGGAAGUGCAGUUUUAUUUGUCAUCAAUGCAAGGAAAGUGUACGAUAACGUAAUGGUUGUAGAUUCUCAAUAUUUCAUGAUUCUCUGCUUCAUAUUUGGUGCCAGCAUUGCUCAUUGUGCCAUUUACAUAUAUGCUUUGCAUCUUCAAGAACAAGAUGACAGGGUCGUGCAUGAGAAUCAACAACAUUAUUUUUGGAAUUUCUUGCAAUUCCGACGAGUUCAGGUUCCAUUAACUGAUGAGUUUGAAAAGAAACACAAAACUAUUUAUUCUAUUGUAUAA